CACAUGCACAUUGCUGCCUGUUGCCUAUUUCAUCUUGCGCCACUUGCAUGUGAACAGGUCUCACAUGUUUCUCAUCAUGCUUCACUUGCAACAUGCCGGGUGCGUCUUCAAAUAGACAACCUUCACCACUCCGGCCACUAUCUUUUGGCCCUCAACAUCAACCUUCAUUUCUUGGCCCUUGCCCCAUUUCCUUACCCACCUGACUUCCGAUCAGUUGCAAUACAGCGCCGGUAACAACACUUAGAAGUCAGCAAGAUGCGCCGCUCGCGAUCGCCUGCCGGCACCAACUCAGCCCCACCGCCAACCAAGAGGCGCAAAACAGCGAAACAUGAUGAGACCGACCCUCUACCUACUUGUUCGAUGACGCGCAAGCAGAAGCAAGCCGCCCAAACACUUGCUUCUGCAUUCGCGCAGGAUCUUGCUCAGCAUCGUGGUGUCAGCAAAGAGUUCGAGAACGCUUACCAGGCCUGGAUCGAAGCUGCAAAACAGCCUCAAUUCGUCAAGCCGGUAAUUGGACUCUAUGGUCCCACUGGACAGGGAAAGAGUGAGCUCCUCAAUGCAUUCUCUGGACAGUCCGACGCAUCCAAAUCGGCCGGCUCGGGAAAUGCUCUGACGUCUGUUGCGAUGCUCUUCGUUUCUCAUCUACAUGGUCAGCAGAAGAAACACGGCGCCAUCGUUCACGUUGUGAAGCAAGAUCGCCUUCAAGCGAUGGUAGCCCAAUGGGUUCGCGACUAUGUACGGUUUCACUUCGACAUCGACCCUGUACUGUCGGAUGAAGAGUUAGCCGAGAGGCAAAAGCUUGCGGACGUUGCCAAAACCAGAUUCCGGACGCUGUUCAACAACAAAUCUGGUUUCGCGACAGACGCUGAGCUCUUCGAAUUCUUCAAGAACCGCAGGCAUAACGACGCAGCCAUCGUCGCGCAGCUAUUGGCUUGGUGUGAUGAACUGCUCACCGGGUUUGAUAUGGAAGACGGCCAUCGGAUGCGUAGAUUCGAAGAGGACGAGUCAUCACGUCUGAACGAGGUGCUCGAGCGAUAUAUCUAUGAUCAGGACGGAUUUGCCACUCCCUUGCUAUGGCCACUAGUCGAACUGGUGGAGAAGGCAUGUCCGGACUCGCCGCAUCUUCGCUACAUCCAUAUACUCGAUCUUCCAGGCAUGUCAGAUACAGACGAGAAUCGCGGCAACAUCGCUCACCAUCACUUCCUCCGUUGUCAGGCCUUAUGGGUCGUAGGCAAUAUCAGUCGCGCCACUUCAGACAAAAGGCUCCACGACAUUCUGGCAAGAUAUGGGCCGCGCUUCGGAAAGAACAUCGCAGCGCUCUUGACAUUUUCCGAUGCAAAUGCCGAUGCGAACACUGCUAAAGAACUGGAAAAGCAAGGAGCAGACAUGAAAGAGUAUUGGAUUCAGACCGCGCGGGUUCGAACCGUCAUUGAAGACAUCGCGAACAUGAAAGCGCAGUUGGGCCAUACACACCAUAUUGAAGGUCGAAAUGGACUCGCGAUGACUCUGGUUCGGUUCCAAUCGGAAGUUCUUCCCCAGAGCAAGACAGCCCAGCUUGAUGCCUUCGUGAAGGGACGAAACAGCUACAUUGCUGCCAAAUUGCGAGGAAUCACACGACAAUAUCUUCCGCCGGGGGUGGAGCUCGCAGUCUUCUGCAUAUCGAAUACUCACUUCAUUUCACGACCUCCGAUGUCUGACAUGGGCAACACUGUCAUGAGCCUGGACAGCACCAAUAUUCCCGCCCUGCGACUACAUGCUUUGAGCCUGGCCGAAGACGCGAAAUUCAACAGCUAUUAUGACAGCAUCAACAACACGAUCAGCCUCUUUGAGAGUCUCGCGCUCUGGACGGCCGCGAACUCCAAGCGGCCAAAGCACUUUGAAGAGACCCUGAAUGCCCCCACGCAGCAUUUAGAAUCUCUUUCUUGCAGCCUUUCAGACGAUAUGCGGAACGCACUCAACACCGAACUGAUGUGUCACGUUGCUGAAGGUCGUACCAUGUUCCGCGAGAAGGCUUUGGAGGCAUUGCGUGAAAUCUCGAGAUACCACCCCAGCACCUUCCGAGCAUUCGUCUUCCGCAAUGGCAGUCAUCGUACUGCCGCGCAAGAGAGUGCAGUAUGGAACGAAUUGUUCGCAGGGUCGCAGAGUGAGGUGAUUUGCGAGCAUUGGGCAUCGCUGACCGAGGCUCUCAAGAAGCUGUUCCAAACAUAUGUCGAUGACAUGAUUAAAUGCCUUCAAAUCAUGUUUGAAAAACUCACAGAGGAUGCUCCCGACCAGAAGCUGGUGACGAUGCUCGAAGGCUUGUUGCACUCCUACAUGAAUCGCAUUCGCGCGGCUUACGCACAGCUCACCAUUGGCAAUGAUGGCGUCGACACGCGCCUCAAAAUCAUCAUGGAGAAAGCGACCAAAGAUGUAAACACAUCGUACUUCGGUCUUGCUCUGCGCCAUACAUACGAUGCUUGCAAAAUGGAGCGUGGCUCUGGCAGCACAGAGCGCAUGAGGCAGUGGCUGUUCCAGUCUCUCGACAGAACCGAUGCCAGCAACGGUCUACCAUGCCCCUUCGAAGCGGUGCUUACUGGCCUUGAUGAAGAUCUGACAACGACUGUCACCGAACUGAGUGUCAAGCUUCGUGAUCAGCUAGACACGACUUUAACCCACCUGAAGCACGACCUUCAACGCGCCUUUGUGAACACCACUGCUGCCAGAGGCACUCACGAACUGAACGCCCACAAGCAAUUGAAAGCAUCGUUGGCCAACAAGCAAGAGGAGUAUGAUCUCUUGAAAGCCGGGCUCAGUGAGCUCAAACAGAAAUACAACAUCCAGGAUGACGAGCUGAAGCGGCCUACACCCAAGAGUUUCAUGCAGUACAUCAGGGACUUCUUGGGUUGAAGGCCUUAACCCAACAUGAGGCAUUACGAUCUUCCACAGAGAUGAGAAAGCUCAUCUUCUUUGGAACAUAUCGCUACACGACUUGCACUUCAGAGUGGGUGCCCGCAGCAAUAGAGUGGCGAAUUGAGGAUCUCAGAACAGUACAGAAUCGCCAUCUGGCAUACGCUUUGAAGCACAUCAUCUGCUUUGCCUCAAGGCGAGACGAGGGGGAUCUUCGAAGGCCACAGCGCUUACCUAUCGCACAUUUCAUCGAGGACAUCGCACAUGUAGUCAAAGGUUGGGAAAGAGCGACAUAGAUAGACCUCCUACGUCCUGAGUUGCAUAGCCAAAUGCUUCACCAGCGGAACCCGGGGGCAGAGCAGGUGAUCAAAGAGGACGCGGCCGCUGGUAUCGGCACCUUUCAACGCAAAAUAGAUAUGACAGUUUACGCAACAUCAUUCCA
Cercospora beticola is the source of this 3328-nucleotide messenger RNA. RefSeq lists its product as uncharacterized. Lineage: Eukaryota; Fungi; Ascomycota; Dothideomycetes; Mycosphaerellales; Mycosphaerellaceae. The record is from RefSeq and is a predicted model, not a curated record.